Ochlerotatus camptorhynchus is the source of this 6750-nucleotide messenger RNA. RefSeq names its product transcription initiation factor TFIID subunit 1-like. Gene Ontology annotation, biological process: RNA polymerase II preinitiation complex assembly; DNA-templated transcription initiation; transcription by RNA polymerase II. Bases 408 to 6686 code for a protein of 2092 amino acids. NCBI's taxonomy places the organism in Eukaryota, Metazoa, Arthropoda, Insecta, Diptera, Culicidae. The transcript has 8 exons. Gene Ontology annotation, cellular component: transcription factor TFIID complex. The record is from RefSeq and is a predicted model, not a curated record. Gene Ontology annotation, molecular function: DNA binding; histone acetyltransferase activity; RNA polymerase II general transcription initiation factor activity.
CUUCGCGUCAUGUCGUCGGUUCAGUUUUUUACUCGAAAACCCCGGUAAAUCCGAAUAGUUUCCGUCGAAAUUGGUUCAGAAGCGUAGAUGAACACCCCGUGCAAAUGGGGAAAGUGCUAUUUUCAGGGGAAAAGUGAAAUUCGCCCGGAAAUCUUCGAUUCUCUCAAGCCUUUUUGGCGAGUCUAACCUCGAUCCGUCGGCGAAAAGGUUGUCAAAUUUUACUCGUCCGAAUCCGAAAAAAAAGCCGAAGCGAAACCGAGUGCUGGGACCGUUCGGAAAAGCCUUUUGUUUUUGUUGUCGGCGCCAUUCGUGGUACCGGGUGGUCAGCUGUUGUUGGUAAACAGCGGCGGCGGCAUUCGUGAGUGGGUGGGUGUAGUGUUGUUGUUUUUAUUUUGAUUUAGUGCAUCAUGAUGGAUAACGAUAGUGACAACGAUCAUGAUCCCGACAAUGAUAACGAUAACGAAGGAGAGCUCAAUCUGGCGGGAUUUCUGUUUGGCAAUGUCGACGAGCAUGGCCGGUUGGAGAAUGACUUUCUGGACGAGGAAGCCAAGCAGCACCUGUCUUCGCUAUCGAGGAUGGGUCUGUCGUCAUUUUUGGCGGACGUUCUAACGGAUGGAACGGAGAAGCCACCGUUCGAGAACAGUGAUAGUGAUGAUUCUUCGUCCAGCGAUGAUCAUCGGUAUGACGAUCACGAUGAUGAUAAUGCAAAUUAUAAGAUAAAAGCGGAGGAUGCGGUGGAUUUUUCGGAUUUUAAUGAACUGGCAGAGGAUUUACCGGUAGCGAUUGAGCCUUCCGACGGGAAGAAAGGUUCCGGUGGAGAGGAUGACUAUGAUGAUAUUGAGGCGGCUAUUCCGGUUAGCAAGGUGGAUGUCAAAGGGGUACAUUCCGAUGGCGGUAGGGAUGCAGACGAUGAGAAGGAAGAUGGUGUGGAUGAUAAACAGUUGAUGCCCCCGCCCAGCGCCCCGAUCAGUGGAGCAGAAGGGAAAUCCGAUAGUGAGGAUGCUUUGGAAAAGCCUAAGUUAGAGCGAAAGUUGGAUACUCCUCUGGCGGCAAUGUUACCAUCGAAAUAUGUGGACGUAGACGUGCGUGAAUUGUUUCCGGACUUCCGCCCGGAUAAGGUUCUUCGGUUUUCUAGACUAUUCGGACCAGGGAAAAUUUCUAGUUUGCCGCAGAUCUGGAGAAGCGUCCGUCGUAGACGGAGGAAGAAACUUCAGAAGCUAAAGAUGAAAGACGGCUCGGAUUCAACCUCGGAUUCCGAUGAACCUCGCCGAAGACAUGGCUAUGAUUGUGUUUAUGCUCCGGUUCCAGCAAGGGAUCAGUGGGAGUCGGACGAUGAAGAUAGAUUGCUGAGUCUAACUCGGGAAGAAGAGAAAGAAGAAAAACCUGACACUGACCAAGGUGGCGAUUCUAAGCCAAAGGUGGCGGAUUGGCGUUUUGGACCGGCCCAGGUUUGGUACGAUAUGCUGGACGUUCCGGAAACGGGAGAAGACUUCAACUAUGGAUUCAAAACUACGGACAGAAGGGAGGAAAUGGAUAUAAAAGGCGAUCCAAUACCGGAUGAUGCUUUCCUGAUGGUCUCCCAGCUGCACUGGGAAGACGACGUGGUGUGGGAUGGGAAUGACAUUAAGCAUAAGGUGCUACAGAAACUUAACUCCAAGAUCAAUGCAGCUGGUUGGCUACCGUCCAGUGGAUCUCGAACUGCAGGUGCAUUCAGCCAACCGGGAAAGAGUAUUCCACCUUCCCCAGCCGUGUCCGGAUCAAAACACAGCAGUUCCAGUCAAGGGAAAAUGAGCAAAGCCCAGAUGAUCAUCGCCGCUGCCCAGAACAAACAGCUAGAGGAAACCGACGAUACGUGGUACAGCAUCUUCCCGGUUGAAAACGAAGAACUGGUCUACAGCAAAUGGGAGGAAGAAGUCAUUUGGGACGCUGAAGCAGUCAGCAAAAUUCCAAAACCCAAAGUCCUCACUCUGGAUCCCAACGACGAGAACAUCAUUCUCGGUAUCCCAGAUGAUAUUGACCCUUCAAAAAUCAUCCGGAAUACGGGACCUACCCCUAAGGUCAAAAUCCCGCACCCGCACGUUAAGAAGUCCAAAAUUCUCCUCGGAAAAGCCGGUGUCAUUAACGUUCUUGCAGAAGAUACGCCUCCUCCGCCGCCGAAAAGUCCUGACCGUGACCCUUACAAUAUCUCUAACGACGUCUUUUACAUGGCCAAAUCAUCGGAAGCCACACUGAAGCUCAAAGUGGGCGGAGGAAACCUAUUGCAACAUUCCACCCCAGUCGUUGAGUUGCGCGCUCCCUUCAUCCCGACCCAUAUGGGUCCAAUGAAGCUGCGAAUGUUCCAUCGACCUCCGAUGAAAAAAUACUCUCACGGUGCACUUGCUACCGGCAAUCCUCAAGCAGUGCUACCGCUACUGAAGAACAUCAAAAAGAAGGCCAAACAGCGAGAACUGGAACGAAUUGCUUCCGGUGGUGGUGAUGUCUUUUUCAUGCGCACGCCGGACGACCUCUCCGGUCGCGAUGGCGAAUUGGUUCUCGUGGAAUUCUGCGAAGAACAUCCACCCCUGAUGAACCAAGUCGGUAUGGCCACCAAGAUCAAAAACUACUACAAACGCAAAGCUGCCAAAGAUUCCGGUCCCCCGGAGUACCGUUAUGGUGAAUUGCACUUUGCUCACACUUCCCCAUUUCUGGGAAUCCUCCAUCCGGGUCACUGCAUCCAAGUGGUCGAAAACAACAUGUACCGAGCCCCAAUCUACCCACAAAACAUGCUGGAAUCCGACUUCCUGGUCAUCCGAACUCGUAGCAAUUACUACAUCCGAGAGGUGGACGCCAUAUUCACCGCCGGUCAGGAAUGUCCGCUGUACGAAGUGCCCGGUCCGAAUUCGAAAAGGGCCAACAAUUUCGUUCGCGACUUCCUCCAGGUCUUCAUUUACCGUCUGUUCUGGAAGAGCAGAGACAACCCGCGUAAAAUCCGCAUGGACGACAUCAAGAAAGCCUUCCCGGCCCAUUCGGAGAGCAGCAUCCGUAAGCGGUUGAAGCAGUGUGCCGAUUUCAAACGUACCGGUAUGGAUUCGAACUUUUGGGUUAUCAAACCGGAAUUCCGGCUGCCUUCGGAGGAGGAAAUUCGAGCGAUGGUCUCGCCGGAGCAGUGUUGCGCGUACUUUAGCAUGAUUGCCGCCGAGCAGCGACUGAAGGAUGCCGGUUAUGGCGAGAAGUUCAUCUUUGCCCAGCAGGAAGACGACGACGAGGAGAUGCAGUUGAAGAUGGACGACGAGGUGAAGGUGGCACCGUGGAAUACGACCCGAGCCUACAUUCAGGCCAUGCGGGGCAAGUGUAUUCUGCAGCUGAACGGGCCGGCCGAUCCGACCGGAUGUGGCGAGGGGUUCUCGUACGUGCGGAUGCCAAACAAACCAACGCAGCAAAAUAAAGAAGAAAUUGAAAGCCAGCCGAAACGUACCGUCACCGGUACGGACGCCGAUUUGCGUCGACUGUCCCUGAACAACGCCAAAGCGCUGCUGCGUAAGUUCCAGGUACCGGAAGAGGAAAUCAAGAAACUCUCCCGGUGGGAAGUCAUCGACGUCGUGCGUACCCUUUCGACCGAGAAGGCCAAAGCCGGCGAGGAGGGAAUGGAUAAGUUUUCCCGCGGCAAUCGGUUCUCGAUUGCCGAACACCAGGAACGCUACAAGGAAGAGUGCCAGCGUAUCUUCGAUCUGCAGAACAGGGUGCUGGCCUCGUCGGAAAUACUGUCCACCGACGAAGGCGAGUCGACGGCAUCGGAGGAGUCGGAUCUGGAAGAGUUGGGUAAGAAUUUGGAGAACAUGCUGGCCAACAAGAAAACUUCCACGCAGCUGUCGCUGGAGCGGGAGGAACAGGAACGCCAGGACCUGCUGAGGAAAAUCAUGGAGGAGCAGGGUAGCUCCAAUAGAGGUAAAAAGAAGGACGACGAUAUGAAGGAUCUCCAACAAACUCCCACCACAAAAAUCCUGAAAAUCACUCGAACCUUCAAAAAUUCGGAAGGCCGAGAGUACACCCGUGUGGAAAUCGUCCGCCGAGCGCCAGUCAUUGAAGCCUACACCAAGAUACGUACCACCAAGGAUGAGGCAUUUAUCCGACAGUUUGCCACCCUGGACGAGGCGCAGAAGGAGGAGAUGAAACGUGAAAAGCGUCGUAUUCAGGAGCAACUGCGACGAAUCAAGCGUAACCAACAGAAAAUCGGAAUGAUGAAUCAGCAGCAUCAACAGCAUUCGGUAGGAACGCCCAUCAGUCUUGGUGACCGGAUAACUCCGGGUAGUUCCAAAUCCAGUGCACAUUCUUCGACGCCAAAGGAAAGCCACACCAAGGAACAGAGUCCUUCGUCUCGCAAGAAGGUCAAACUGAAGCCGGAUCUGAAGUUGAAAUGUGGUGCCUGCGGUCAAGUUGGGCAUAUGAGAACGAACAAAGCAUGUCCGCUGUACACGGGAACGGUUCCGACACCGUCGUUGAACGUGGCAAUGACCGAAGAGCAAGAAGAGGAAAUCGAGAAGGAACUGAAUGCAGAUGAUGAAGAUUUGGUAAAUGUUGACGGAACGAAGGUAAAGUUAAGUGGCAAGCUAUUGAAACGGCACGAAGAUGUGAAGAGAAGAACGCUACUGUUGAAGGUUCCCAAGGAAGCGGUCAGCAAGAAACGACGUCGCGUCGGAGGUGAUUCCAAUUGUGAUUAUUUGAAGAGACACAACAAAACUGCGAACCGUAGGCGAACGGAUCCGGUUGUCGUGCUGUCUUCGCUACUGGAACAGAUUCUGAAUGAACUACGGGACAUGCCGGACGUGGCUCCAUUCAUGUUCCCAGUGAACGCCAAGCAGGUCGUGGACUAUCACAAGAUCAUUCAGCGACCGAUGGAUCUGCAGACCAUCCGCGAGAAUAUCCGUCAGAAAAAGUAUCAAACCCGAGAGGAGUUCAUCGCCGACAUUAACCAAAUCGUUGAAAAUUCCUCGCUCUACAAUGGACCGAAAAGUUCGCUAACGAUCGCAGCGCAACGGAUGCUUCAGAAGUGCAAGGAUCGCAUGCAGGAAAAGGAGGAGCGCUUGACUCGGCUGGAGAAGAGUAUCAACCCGCUGCUGGAUGAUGACGAUCAGGUGGCCCUGUCCUACAUGCUUGGGGAGUACGUGAACGGUCCGCUGAAGGCGAUGCCGGAGAGUUGGCCGUUUUUGAAGCCGGUCAACAAGCGGUUAGUGAAGGAUUACUAUACGAUCAUUCGGAAGCCGAUGGACCUGGAAAAGAUUUCAAAGAAGGUGGCAACGCACAAGUAUCAUUCGAGAGUCGAUUUUCUGCAGGACAUUCAUCUGAUCGCUGACAACUGCGAGACGUACAACGGUUCGGAGGCAAACUUUACCAGGCAGGCAAGGCACAUGGUGGAAGUCGUCAAACAGGCACUGGAUGCGAUGGACAACAUGGCUCAGUUGGAGAAGAACAUUGCCCUGGUUCAGGAACGUGCCCGCAAUGAAGACAUCGACUGGGAAGACGAUGAACGGGAUGGCAAGUAUUUCCACGGAUCUCGUGACACCUCUCCGGAUCGGGACUUUGGCGACGAAGAUGCCAGCAAUUUGGAACGGCCUUCGUCGGCCGGCUCGAUGACAUCCAGUCGGCCCGGUCCCAGUGGGUUGAUGAAACCGAACCUAGAUGGGAAGAAGGCUCGCGGCAGGCCACGGAAGAUGCAGCACGAAGAAGAAUUUCCUGGCAUGAUGAUGUCACAGAUGAUGAACAGGAUGCUGCUCAAGCGUUCCCGCGGUCGCCCGCGGAAGGAACACGACGACAUGGACAGCACCACAACCACUCACAGCAGCAGCCACAAUGUGCGUGGCGGCCCCGGCGGUUCCGGAGGCUACGGCAGCGGUGGACCUGGGCGGGAUCUCGGCGGGUAUGAAGGCAUACCGUCGAGUUCUUCCACACCGCUACUGGCUACCGAUCCGUCUGCUUCGGCCUUCGAAAUGAACUGGAUGGUCAAUGCGGGCACGUCGGCGGUGGAUGGGACCAAGCUAACGGGUACUAACAAUUCGUUCUGGCGAGAUAGCACUACUACCAGAGGUGGAAGAUUCCUUGGGGAUUCGGGGCUUUUUGGGCGAAUCAAGCAAGGUGGCCAGUAUUCGACCGAUGACGAAGAGUUCGAAGAAGUCACCAUGAGCGACAAUGAAGGGGUAUCGGUUACUCUUGACCAGUCGAAUGCUCAAUCGAAUUCGUCUAUGAUGCCACCACAGGAAGGAGAUAGCCAACAGGCAGCAGAAGCUAUGGUCCAACUCAGUGGCGCGCAGUCCCAGUUUUAUCAAACUGCGGAAGAAUCAAUGGAGAUCGACCCUAACUACGAUCCGAGUGAUUUUCUCGGCAUGUCUAACCGGCAGCUGGGCACGGAAAGUACGGGGCAAACUGGAGCAAACCCUAGCCAGUUUACGUAUCAGCAAGGAAGCGCCUUCGAUCCAAAUUUUCAACAGUUCCAGCAGCAACCAUCGCAAUUUGAAGACCAACAGAUCCUGGCAGUGGAAGGCCAACAGCAAGAACAAGCGGAACAACCGUCGGUCCUGCCACCUCUGCAGUCGCUGCAUAAGGAUCUGGCUAUCUCCGAUAGUGAUGACGAACAGAAUAAUUUGCAAAUGGAUAUAUUUAGCAACGCAAACGAGAAUGAUGAUAAUGACGAUGGAGGAGGUCUCUGGUUCUAAACUAGUUUUUAGUACUAAUAUAUAUCUAGCUACUUAACCUUCAUGUUUUAUAAGCCUUUGAUAA